Molecule: messenger RNA, 1936 nt
Organism: Pristis pectinata (smalltooth sawfish)
Lineage: Eukaryota; Metazoa; Chordata; Chondrichthyes; Rhinopristiformes; Pristidae
Product: zinc-binding protein A33-like
Exons: 6
Coding region: 1-1398 (465 amino acids)
Molecular function (GO): zinc ion binding; protein binding
Source: RefSeq, a predicted model, not a curated record
AUGGCUUCGAAAGGCCAGGUCGAGAGUUUGAUCGAGGAGGCAAUUUGUCCCAUCUGCCUGGAUUUCUUCACCGAUCCGGUGUCACUGGAGUGUGGACACAACUUCUGCCGCUCCUGUAUCACACGGUGUUGGGAAAGUGCCGAGAGAAACUCCUGCCCGGAAUGCAGAGAGGAGUUUGCGGACCGCACCCUCAGGGUAAGUCGGGCCUUAGCAAGUCUCUCUGAGAAAGUUCGAAGACUAAGCCUGAAUCCGAAAGAGAAGGAAAGUAAACUUCACUGCGAGGAACAUGAGGAAGAACUGAAGCUGUUUUGUGAAACGGACAAGAAACUGAUCUGUGUGAUCUGUGCGGCUGCGCGGGAACACAAGUCUCACAACUUCAUGCCGGUUAAAGAAGCUGUUGAAAUCUACAAGGAUCAGGUUAAAUCUUCGUUGCAAUCUCUCACAAAAAAUAAAGCUGUCAUCCAGAAAAUGGAGCAAAAGCAGAAGCAGAAGAUUUCUGGAUUUCGGGAACUGUCACACAGCCUUCAGACCCACAUCUCAUCCCAAUUUGCUGGACUGCACCAGAUUCUCACUGAGAAAGAGCAGCGUUUACUCAGAGAUCUCAGGGAAGAAGAGGAGAAGAUUCUAAACCCAAUGGAGAAAAAUCUUAGAGGGAUUCAAGAAAAUUUGAAUUCCAUUCAAAAGGAACUCUCAAGGUUACAAAAACAGAUGGAUCAAAAAGACAGUGUGGCAUUUCUGAAGGAGGAAGCUCGCCAGAAGAGGAGGGUCAGUGAAGAGACUCGGAUGUUUACAGUGGUAGAAGAUGCCCUUAAGGUUGAAACAUUCAAUCAUCCGUUGUACACAGUGUGGAGAGGAAUAUUUGAUGCCAUUACACAAGUCUCUGCGACUCUGGAUGUGGAGACCACGACACCGUGGCUCGAAGUGUCUGAGGAUCUGAAAAGUGCGAGUUGUGCCAGGACGCUGAGAAGUCUCCCUGACACUGGGAAGAGGUUUGCAGACCGGCCCUGUGUGCUGCGAUCGGAGGGAUUCACAUCAGGGAGACAUUACUGGGAGGUGGAGGUGGCGGGGAAUCGGGGCUGGUGUCUGGGAGUCGCCGCAGAGUCUCUGGAGAGGAAGGCAGAGAUCAAACUAAUGCCAGAGAAUGGAUUCUGGACCAUCUGGCAGCGGGAUGAUGAAUUUUAUGUGAACACCUCCCCUCCAUCCCGUCUCCCUGCCGGUCCCAUCCCCGGGAGGGUGGGAGUUUAUCUCAGUUACGAUUCCGGGACAGUUUCAUUUUACAGCGCGGACACCAAGUCCCAUCUCCACACCUUCACUGGGAAUAAAUUCACGGGGAAACUUUAUCCUUUCUUCUGGACUUGGGAUGGAAACCGGUGGCUGAGAAUGUGGAACAAAAAUUAAACUGCUGGGACAUCAAGACCACCUGAACGCUGGGAUGGUCAGUCCUGAAGAAGGGUCUCGACCCGAAACGUUGACCGUCCAUUGCCCUCCAUGGAUGCUGCCUGACUCGCUGAGUUCCUCCAGCUUUUUGUGUGUUGUUGGACUGUAAGUCCUGAUGCAGGAUUUCGAGAGACGCCGACUACUCCACGACCCGCUGGGGCACUCCAGCAGUUUGCGUUUUUUUCCCCCCGCCAGAAUCCAACGCCCGCACUCUCUUGUGUCUUCAAGUGAUAGACCGGACCAGAUAACAGAGAAAUGAUUGGCAGAUGGAACGAGGUGAGGGAGGGGGAAGGGAUAGGAAAGGUGAACCAAGGGAGAGAAUCUGCUCCGGAUCUGUUGAAGCUUCGGGUCCGGGACCGACUCGAGGAGCGGGGCUCAGGGGCUGUGGGGCAGAAACACCGUUGAUAGCAGUUUGGCGCUGAACGGGUCCCAUUUAAUCCACGAAUUUCACAUUGUAAAACCCCAGUGAGCCUGGAAAUAAAACCAUCCAAUAAAUGUG